ACGAGGACGAGGACGAGCCGAAGGCGGCGGCGGUCAGACAUGGCGGCCGACCUGAACCUGGACUGGGUCUGCUCGCUGCCGCGCUCGUGGACGUACGGCAUCACGCGCGGCGGCCGCGUCUUCUUCAUCAACGAGGAGGCCAAGAGCACCACCUGGCUGCACCCGGUCACCGGCGAGGCUGUGGUCACCGGCCACCGACGGCACAGCACAGAUUUGCCAACCGGCUGGGAAGAAGCAUAUACUUUUGAAGGUGCAAGAUACUAUAUAAACCACAAUGAAAGGAAGGUGACCUGCAAACAUCCAGUCACAGGACAGCCAUCUCAGGACAAUUGUAUUUUUGUAGUGAAUGAACAGACUGUUGCAGCCAUGACAGCUGAAGAAAAGAAGGAACGACCUAUAAGUGUGAUCAAUGAAGCUUCUAACUACAGCAUGGCUUCAGACUAUACAGUACAUCCCAUGAGCCCUGUGAGCAGAACUUCACGUGCUUCAAAAAAAGUUCAUAAUUUUGGAAAGAGGUCAAAUUCAAUUAAAAGGAACCCUAAUGCACCUGUGGUCAGACGAGGCUGGCUUUAUAAACAGGACAGCACGGGCAUGAAGCUGUGGAAGAAGCGCUGGUUUGUGCUCUCCGACCUCUGCCUGUUUUACUAUAGAGAUGAGAAGGAGGAGGGCAUUCUGGGGAGCAUCCUGCUGCCCAGCUUCCAGAUCGCCAUGCUCGGCGCCGAGGACCACAUCAACCGCAAGUUCGCCUUCAAGGCAGCCCAUCCAAACAUGCGGACCUAUUAUUUCUGCACUGACACAGGAGAGGAGAUGGAGCUGUGGAUGGAAGCCAUGCUAGAUGCUGCCCUAGUACAGACAGAACCUGUGAGAAGAAUUACCUUUAACUUCCGAGUGGACAAGGUUACAGCGGAAAGCGCACCAUCUAAAGAAACCAAUAAUAUUCCCAACCACAGAGUGCUAAUUAAACCAGAGGUCCAAAACAACCAAAGAAACAAGGAAAUAAGCAAAAUUGAAGGAAAAAAAGCCUUAGAAGCUGAAAAAUACGGAUUUCAGAAGGAUGGUCAGGAUAGACCCUUAACCAAAAUUAAUAGUGUGAAGUUGAAUUCUCUGCCGUCUGAGUAUGAAAGCGGGUCAGCACGCCCACCUCAGACUGCACACUACAGACCCGACAAUGUGACUAGCUCAGAGAAUAGAACCACCAGUGUCAGCUUGACAGAUGGCAGAGGUGGAAGCCACCCAAAUACAGGGCCCUUGCCCUCAGAGGCUGAGCGCGUCCUUCAGAGAACAGACUCCAUGCAGCAGCUGGAGCAGUGGAUUAAAAUCCAGAAGGGGAGGAGCCAUGAAGAAGAAAGCAGGGGAAUAAUUUCCUACCGAACAUUGCCAAGAAAUAUGCCCAGCCACCGAGCUCAGACUAUGGCCCGCUACCCUGAAGGUUACAGAACACUCCCAAGGAACAGCAAGACCAGGCCUGAGAGCAUCUGCAGUGUGACUCCUUCCAGUCACGAGAAGAGCGCAGGGCCAGCGGCAGAAGAGAAGCGGAGGUCCAUGAGAGAUGACACCAUGUGGCAGCUCUACGAAUGGCAGCAGCGUCAGUUUUAUAACAAGCAGAGCACCCUCCCCCGACACAGCUCCCUGAGCAGUCCUAAAACCAUGGUGAAUAUCUCUGACCAGACAAUGCACUCCAUCCCCACGUCACCUUCCCAUGGGUCCAUAGCUGCUUACCAGGGGUACUCCCCACAGCGGACAUACAGGUCUGAGGUCUCUUCGCCAAUCCAGAGAGGAGAUAUCACGAUCGACCGCAGGCACAGGACGAACCACCCCAAGCAUGUCUAUGUGCCUGAGAGAAGGUCAAUGCCACCUGGUCUCACGUUACAGUCUGUUAGUCCUCAGAGUCUCCAAGGUAAAACGCCAGAGGAGCUUACGCUGCUGCUAAUAAAGCUGAGAAGGCAGCAAGCUGAACUGAGCAGUGUCCGGGAGCACACCCUAGCGCAGCUCACGCAGCUGAAACUCGAGGCCCACAGCCCAAAGAAUGAAAUUCUCUCACAGCAUCUUCAAAGGAACACCAUAUAUUUGGACCAUCAGAUGAAAGAAAAUGAACCUAUUAUCUCCAUGGUUCACACAAUGAUUGAGAACUCGGCGCUAAGACCACAACUGUACCAGCAAUUCUUAACACAGAAGAAGAAGAUAAGUCUAUAUUGUCUGUCACAAGAUGAAUGUAGAGGCACAUUAUACAAGUAUAGACCUGAAGAAGUCGAUGUGGAUGCCAACUUGAGCCGGUUAUGUGCGCAAGAUAAGGUGGUCCGCGCCCUGGAAGACAAGCUGCAGCGGCUGCACCGGGAGAAACACACGCUGGAGCAGGCCUUGCUGUCGGCCAGCCAGGAGAUAGAAAUGAACGCGGAUGACCCGGCAGCCAUUCAGACCGUGGUGGUGCAGAGGGACGAUUUGCAGAAUGGGCUGCUAAGCACAUGUCGUGAGCUCUCUCGAGCCACUGCUGAGCUGGAGCGGGCGUGGAGAGAGUACGGCCGGCUGGAGUGUGACGUCGCCGCCACCAGGAGCCAGGCGCAGGAGCGGCUGGAGCGCCUCGGCGACGUGCAGACGGAGUCAGCAGGAAUCCAACGGGCUCAGAUUCAGAAAGAACUGUGGAGAAUUCAGGAUGUCAUGGAAGGGCUGAGCAAACACAAACAGCAAAGAGGCUUUUCAGAAGCAGGUUCGGCAGGGUCGAAGCCAUUCUCAACAGUUCCAUACAGAAGUGAGGAAGGGGAAGUAGCCCCGCCUCGGCCUCCACUUCCUCGGUCUUAUGACUUUACAGAGCAGCCUCCCAUAGUCCCCCCUCUGCCCAGUGAUAGCAGCUCCUUGCUCUGUUAUAGCAGGGGCCCAGUGCAUCUGCCUGAGGAAAAGAAGAGUCAUCACGUUCAAGGAUAUCCAAGAAAUGGAUCUCACUGUGGUCCAGAUUAUAGACUUUACAAAAGUGAACCAGAGUUAACUACAGUGGCCGAAGUUGAUGAGUCUAAUGGAGAAGAAAAAGCAGAGCCUGUUUCUGAAAUGGAGACACCAGUUGUUAAAGGCUCACACUUUCCUGUGGGAGUAAUCCCUCCGAGAACGAGAUCACCAACACCCGAGUCCUCCACGAUAGCGUCCUAUGUGACCUUGAGGAAAACAAAGAAGGUUGUAGAUCUAAGAACGGAGAGGCCAAGAAGUGCAGUGGAGCAGCUUUGCUUGGCUGAGAGCGCCCGGCCUAGGAUGACUGUGGAGGAGCAGAUGGAGAGGAUUAGGAGACAUCAACAGGCCUGCCUGAGAGAGAAGAAGAAAGGAUUAAGCGUCACUGGUGUUUCAGACCAGUCACCCUUAACAAGUCCUUCAGAUGUGUGCGAUAAUACAUGCAGGGUUGCUCAGGCUCGAAGGAGGGAAGAUAACUUGAAGGAUGUGGAGGCUGUCUGCAGGGAAAACGAUGUAAAGACUAACCACGAGGCUCCAGCAACAGAAACUGUUCGGCUGAGAGAAGCUGGACCCCAAAGUGCAGAUCCCAGCACACAGUUUAAAAGAACUGAAAGUAUUUUUUAUGAAACGCUUUUCACACCUGAGCCAAAUGGAAUAACUCCAGAUAUGAUGGAUAAAGAAAGAAUGAAAGAAAAAAUACCUGAAGAUGAUACAUGCAGCCCUCAAGUGGAGACAGAUGUGACAAAGCAUCCAGCAGAAGGCGACCCUGUGGAAGACCUGGAGUGUGGUCUUCAUGACCAACGCAAAGCCACUGCUUCUUACGAGCCCGCCCCCGAGAGGUCAAGAGAGGACCCAUCACCAACAGUGAAAAGUCUGUCCUCUCCUGAGUGCUCGGCAUCCGCAUCGCCAGAUCCGCCCGCUGCGCCACAGCUCACAGAAGGAUCGCACUUCAUGUGUGUGUAGUCAACUCUACUGACCUCUGUUGAAACCAUACAGAACUGAAGGUAUGGGCCUUCAGCAGCGUGAGGAGAAACUGGACAGUCGAUUUUAAAUCUAUGAAAUUCAUAGUGCUGAUGCUUGACCAGAGCAUCGUUUUAUCACUUUUGGAAAAUGUUUAUUCCAAAACAGCUCUCCUGGCUCAUGUGUGUACUCCGUGAUGUCAAGGUUAUCAUUCUGACACCAGCUUGCUGCUAUGACUCCAGAGCACAUCAGUCAAGGUGCUUCUUAACAUGCCGUCUAGAGCCGGAUCCCACUUAGUUGCUGAUUUCCACACUCUGAUGUUUAAGUCUAAACAAGCUUACAUUUCUUUUUGCGUUUCAGUAAAGUUACAAUUUCCAAAGAAGCUUGUUUUCUUUCUUCUCUUUUCUUUCCAUUUGGCUACUGCAGUGCUUUGUUUGACACUUAAUUUGUACAAAUUUUAUAUAAAUAUAUUUAAAAAUGUGCCAUUUAUUACUACUAAGUGAAAUAUGUCCUGUUUUCUGCUACCACUCUUUCUCAGCCAGUCAGAUUGCAACGUCAGCAGUUACCACCACCACGCUCUUGUCAGCUUAACACACGCUACUGCUUUUACCUUUACUUUAAAAAGUUACGUGUAGGUAUUUUGAAGUACUGGACUUACUCGUCAUCGGGGAGAUGCGCACAGCGACAGCGGGCCCAGCUCAGCACUUCGCGUGUGUACAAAUGUAAUUACGUUCGUUGUGCACGUGGGGUACAAUGAGCACGUGCACAAAUGAGGUGAAGCUUCUUACUAUCAUCCAAAUGCAAGCGCUCAUGUCUCAUUUAUUUUUUAUCAUGUUAAAUAAAUGUUGAUGUUCUUAAA
Jaculus jaculus (lesser Egyptian jerboa) is the source of this 4753-nucleotide messenger RNA. It is a transcript of the gene Plekha5, whose product is annotated as pleckstrin homology domain containing A5. The coding region runs from base 40 to 3897 and encodes 1285 amino acids. NCBI's taxonomy places the organism in Eukaryota, Metazoa, Chordata, Mammalia, Rodentia, Dipodidae. Gene Ontology annotation, molecular function: phosphatidylinositol-5-phosphate binding; phosphatidylinositol-3-phosphate binding; phosphatidylinositol-3,5-bisphosphate binding. Gene Ontology annotation, cellular component: cytosol. The transcript is spliced from 32 exons. The record is from RefSeq and is a predicted model, not a curated record.